GGUGAAGUGCGGUCCAUCAAAGUGCAUGCUUAAAGUUGGCUUUCCACUUUGUCACCUUUAUAAUAUAAAGGUGAGUAUAACACUUACUUAUAUAGUGCUCUCUAAGAGGAAAUGAUGGGAGGCCAUAAAUAAACAGCUCAAAAGGGAAAAGAAAUAUGGAAUACAAAGCAAUGAGGAAACUUACAUGCUGCUUGUUUUUUAUAUUCAUCAGUCUUCCGCUCCACGUUCAUGGUGCCAGAACGGAUACUGAUGCAUACUUACAGUGUAAUGGUUCAAUAGGCGAAUGCCAACAAGAGAAUGAGAUGUUGAUGAUGUCGGAAAUAGCUCGGAGGAUUCUUGAAGAAAGGAAGUACAUCUCGUAUGGUGCUUUGAACAGAAAUCAACCUGCCUGCGGCGGUCCUAGGGGCCAGGCUUAUUCCAGCAAUUCUGAAUGUCUUGGUCCUGCAGCCAAUCCGUAUCACAGAGGCUGCUCAAAGUAUUAUCGCUGUAGAUCAGACACUUAGCAUUGUAAUUGCUUCAUAUUUGCUGCUACUUGUGUAUUUAUCACAGAAAGAAAAUUUUCUGAAAUAUAUUGGUUAUCAGUUGUGCAGUCCAUUUUUGCUUUUACUACGGUUUUGCUUGCUUAGACUCAAAUGUUAACCAUUGCUGUCAAAUCAGCUGGUCAAACUGGUUUUGGGUCAGUUAUAUUUGGUUCAAUACAAGAUCAAUUUUUCAA
Messenger RNA from Chenopodium quinoa (quinoa), 715 nucleotides. Its product is annotated as protein RALF-like 32. The transcript has a single exon. Lineage: Eukaryota; Viridiplantae; Streptophyta; Magnoliopsida; Caryophyllales; Amaranthaceae. The record is from RefSeq and is a predicted model, not a curated record. Bases 156 to 503 code for a protein of 115 amino acids.